Molecule: messenger RNA, 1956 nt
Organism: Tarenaya hassleriana
Lineage: Eukaryota; Viridiplantae; Streptophyta; Magnoliopsida; Brassicales; Cleomaceae
Product: monoglyceride lipase
Exons: 7
Coding region: 319-1704 (461 amino acids)
Cellular component (GO): membrane
Molecular function (GO): lipase activity
Source: RefSeq, a predicted model, not a curated record
AAAGCACACAGAGAAUAAACUGAUUUUUUUUUCUGAUAAAUAACCAGUUUUUUUUUGGAAAAAAAAAUCAUCGAAGCGAUUCGUCUUCGAUUCGUUUUUCGUGAAGGGAUCAUUUCUUUAUAAUCGAUUCCUCUUCUUCUCCAUUUCUUCCUCUUCUGCCGCCAUUGUCUUGUAGUUCUGUUUAUCUGGUCAGAAACAGGGGAAACCCUUAAUUUGGAGUUACCCGUUCGUCAUUUCGAUCUGCUAUAUUUGGCAAAGAGAAGCAGAUUGUGUUUGGGUGUCCUUUUUUUUUUCUUCCUAUUUGAGUUCUCUUCGUUUAUGAUCUGUUCAAUCGGAGGAUCGAUCUUAAUUGGUAGAGGAACUCGAAUCCCUAGGUUACCCAUCAUCAGAGGGCCUUCCAAAUUUUAUGUGAACGAGGAAUCGUGCGCUCUCCCGGUCAGUAUUGCCGUUUUCCGACGAUCAUCAUCAUCAUCAAUGGCGAUGGAAGUGAAGAUAAUGGGUUCUGGUUCUCCGACGUUGAUUCUGACAUCGGGAGCGAGCGGUCGCGUCAGGGCUCUCUUCUCCAUGCGAGAGCUCAAGCGUCUCGUGAUGAUAAUCCAAGCGAUGAUUCUCUUUCUCUUCCUCCCCAUCCGUGUCGUCGUGUGGCGGCAGUGGACGAGUACGGUGGUGGUUAGAGAGGAGAAACAGGAGAGGAAGGUUCGUGUUCCUCCGCCAUCGACGAUCGCCGCCCUGAAAAGGAACGCUGACUGCAGCGGCGGCGUCGUAACUCCGGCGACGGUGGUGGUGGACGAGGAUGUGGCGGUGAGACGGUCGCUAGCGGUACGGCGUGUGUUGGAGGACGACGUUGGCGUCGGAAGCUCCGCCAGAGAGUUCUCGCUUUUUACGACGAGGAGAGGCGACACGUUGUUCACUCAGUCAUGGACACCAGUCUCCUCCAAGACCAGGGGAGUUGUUGUUCUGCUCCAUGGUCUGAAUGAACAUAGUGGCAGGUAUAGUGAUUUCGCAAAGCAGCUGAAUGGUAAUGGAUUCAAGGUGUAUGGAAUAGAUUGGAUCGGGCACGGUGGGAGUGAUGGACUUCACGCUUACGUUCCUUCCCUAGAUUAUGCAGUCGAUGAUUUGAAAUCUUAUCUUGAGAAGGUACUGACUGAAAAUCCGGGGCUCCCUUGUUUCUGCUUCGGGCAUUCAACCGGAGGAGCCAUCAUCCUAAAGGCUAUGCUAGAUCCAAAGAUCGAAGCUCGGAUUUCGGGCAUCGUCCUGACUUCACCAGCCGUCGGAGUCCAACCAUCUCAUCCAAUCUACACCGUUUUAGCUCCGAUUGUGUCAUUCCUCUUGCCCAGGUACCAAGUCAGUGUCGCAAACAAGAAAGGCCUUCCGGUUUCUCGCGAUCCCCAAGCUCUUAUCGCCAAAUACUCAGACCCUUUGGUCUUCACUGGCUCGAUCCGAGUGAGAACUGGUUACGAGAUUCUCAGAAUCGCUGCGUACUUGCAGCAGAAUCUAGACAAAGUCAGGGUGCCCUUUCUUGUUCUGCACGGCACCGACGACACAGUGACUGACCCUGAAGCCUCUCAGAAACUUUACGACCAAGCUUCAUCCUCCGACAAGACGAUCAAGCUGUUUGACGGGUUGUUGCAUGAUCUCCUCUUCGAACCCGAACGGGAAGCCGUGACCGGAGUCAUAACAGAGUGGCUAAACCGGCGGGUGUAAGUGGCCGAACCGGUUAAUUUACCAAAGGCUGAAGGGACAAUUUUCCUGGGUCGUUUCCUAAAAAAACUUGUGUGGAAGAAACGGAGAGAUGGAGAGUUCAGUUACAUUCUGUCUGUCUGUUGAUUGAUUUUGUUACAAUCUGGGCUCUGUCAACUUGUGGUUAUAAAUCCUUUUUGGUCGUCUGAAACAAAAAUCUCAAACGCAUUCAUCCAUUUUUUUCUGUGAUACCAUAAGUUUGAUUGAACUGUUAUA